Spea bombifrons (plains spadefoot toad) is the source of this 1956-nucleotide messenger RNA. RefSeq names its product arkadia (RNF111) N-terminal like PKA signaling regulator 2N (gene ARK2N). Lineage: Eukaryota; Metazoa; Chordata; Amphibia; Anura; Pelobatidae. Gene Ontology annotation, biological process: ubiquitin-dependent protein catabolic process. Gene Ontology annotation, molecular function: ubiquitin protein ligase activity. The transcript is spliced from 4 exons. The record is from RefSeq and is a predicted model, not a curated record. Bases 37 to 1248 code for a protein of 403 amino acids.
CAUGGUCCGCGCUUGGGGAGAACUUACGAGUUUGACAUGAAGAUGGAGGCGGCUGGAAAAAGUCAAGAACUUCUAGAUUCUGAAGUCCCUCCUCAGGUCCCACAGCAAAGAGUGGAUACUCAGGUAGAGGAAGAACUACAGACGCCUCCUCUGAAGGACGGAGCGCAGGACACCCCAGACUCUUCCGGGCUCUCCUCCAUGCCUUGCCUGCUGAAGGAACUGCGGAGGGACUCUUCGGAGUCCCAACUAGCGUCUACCGAAAGCGACAAACCGACGGCCGGUCGCGUUUACGAAAGCGACUCCUCAAACCACUGCAUGCUUUCCCCUUCUUCCAGCGGCCACUUAGCCGACUCGGACACACUGUCUUCCGCCGAAGAGAACGAGACGCGUCGCCCGCAAGCAAUAACCGAAGCCUGCGACGGGGCCGCGCAAGGCGUCGCGGGCGGCCGCAAGUCCAGGAGGUCGCGGUCGGAGAGCGAGACGUCCACCAUGGCGGCCAAGAAGAACCGCCAGUCCAGCGACAAGCAAAACGGCAGGGUGGCCAAGGUCAAAGGUCACCGGAGCCAAAAGCACAAGGAACGGAUCCGGCUGUUGAGGCAGAAGAGAGAGGCCGCCGCGCGGAAGAAGUACAACCUACUGCAGGACAGCAGCACUAGCGACAGCGACCUCACCUGCAACUCCAGCACGAGCUCGUCCGACGAAGACGAAGAGGUCUCAGGGAGCAGUAAGACAAUCACAGCCGAGAUACCAGACGGCCCUCCGGUAGUAGCCCACUACGAUAUCUCCGACACGAAUUCAGACUCGGAAGUGGUUAACGUCGAUAACAUGCUCGCGGCGGCCGCGGUGCAGGAGCCCAGCUCCCAGACGAAGCCGGAGAAUCUGGCGUCCUGGCGCACGCGGGGGCUUCUGGAAGAGCUCAACGCAGAACCAGCCGAGUUGGACCCGGGGUUGCCUUCUUGUGAUAAAAUACCUGCCAGCACUGCACAAAAUAACGAGGGAGCCCACGAUGCAUCGUCGGGCAGCGAGGUGGAGAUCGUGGGCAUCCAAGAACACGCGCGGUUUGUUCACCCCCGCGGCGGCGUCAUACAGAGCGUGUCCUCCUGGAAACACGCGGCCGGCCCUCAGUACCACAGCUCGCACCAGCCUCCGUCGUGGACGGCAGUGACGCCGCAGCAGACCUGGACGUCCCCCCCAGAGGUUGUCGACCUGACGCUGGACGAGGAUACGAGGCGCAAAUACUUACUGUAACGUCGGCCCCCCUGUGCUUUCUGUCCCUCCUUCCCGCGGCACAAAAUAUUCCUCAUGCGGUUUUGUUCUCUUCCAGGAGCCAAUAACUCAUUUUCUGGGCGACUUCUCUAUGAAGUCCGGCUAAACCGGCCUAGCGGACGCCCCGGCACCAGAACGCCAGUUCCAUAGAAGCCAUGAGUAGAAGCACUUUCCUCGUUCCCACGGUGACCCUUCUAAAAACACAAUAUAUAUAUAAUAAUACUGUAAACGUAACAUAACGAUACUUCCCCGGCACGCAGGACUCGGAGGUCCCUGCAUCACCCCACCUGCCCCGUCUCCCGUCCCGAUGUUCCGAACUGUGUGGAGACAUCACGGCCGCCCCGCUGAACGCGAGUCUUUAAAGUAGGUCGCUGAUAGUUUAUGGCGUUCUGAUCCGGGUGCCCGGCCGCGGCUUAAUAAUUCAUGUUAGGCGACCCGGAGGAAAGUUCACUCCCGGGGUACAGAGGUCUCACGUUUUACUUAGUCUGACCUUGUGCUGGGGACAGUCGGCAGCUAUACCAAGCUUUAAUACACGAGCGCGGGUAAUAACCCACUGCGGCGCAGAUAGCUGGAUAGCCGGGCCAGGGUUCCUCACCGGGUUCUUGGGGAUUUGGGGAAGAACGCUGGAGACUUGGCACUUAUGGAUCCCAGGAGAUCUAAGCCUGACUUUGGAAGACCCCAGGGCCUCGG